This is a messenger RNA of Diatraea saccharalis (sugarcane borer), 708 nucleotides long. The record is from the annotation of a GenBank genome assembly. Lineage: Eukaryota; Metazoa; Arthropoda; Insecta; Lepidoptera; Crambidae.
AUGAGGGACGAGCGAGCCAGCACGCCGCGCGUGCGCAUCGCCGUCAUCGGCAGCUCAAGAGUUGGCAAAUCCGCAUUAAUUGUGCGAUACCUAACAAGAAGAUACAUCGGCGAAUACCAUUCCAAUACAGAUCUGCUGUACAGACAGACUGUGCCAAUUAACGGCACUCCUGUAGAACUGGAGGUGAUUGACGUCUCCGGUUCAAACUCAGACAAGUUCCCAGCAGAACAGAUACAAUGGGCUGACGCCUGCCUCCUUGUGUAUGCGGUAACGGAUCGUAGUAGUUUUGAAUACGCGACUGAAAUACUAAGUGCCCUGAAGCGCGCCCCUCGGGGUGGUAGCCCCGCUCACGGUGUUGCCGGCGCCUCAGCCGGGAUGCCUCUCGCUCUGCUGGGAAACAAGACAGACCUGGAUCACCUCAGACAGGUGAGCACAAAAGAAGGGCAAGCGGUGAGCGCAGCGCAUGGCGCGUCAUUCAGCGAGGCGAGCGUGGCCGACAACUCCGGCGACUUAUACCGGUGCGUCGACCGGCUACUCGCAGAGGUGCGCACGCCGCAGCGCACGCGCAAAUUCUCAGUCACCAAAAUGUUGGGAUCACUUAUCGGUGGGGCAGCAAACAAUAGUCAAGCGAGCCGGAGUGGGUCAGUGGUGGCGUGCCCGCGCGUGCCUGCGCCGUCGCGGCCGCCCCUAGCUGCGGCGGCGCCCUGA